Molecule: messenger RNA, 3240 nt
Organism: Penicillium pulvis
Lineage: Eukaryota; Fungi; Ascomycota; Eurotiomycetes; Eurotiales; Aspergillaceae
Product: peroxidase/cytochrome P450 family protein
Exons: 7
Coding region: 1-3240 (1079 amino acids)
Biological process (GO): response to oxidative stress
Molecular function (GO): iron ion binding; peroxidase activity; oxidoreductase activity, acting on paired donors, with incorporation or reduction of molecular oxygen
Source: RefSeq, a predicted model, not a curated record
AUGGCCGAUCGAUCCAAUAAUUCUGCUAACGGCAUCGGAAAUGAAAUUUCCAACGUCGAGAAAGUCAUUGCCGCAUCUUUAAGGCCCUUGCCCACUGAAACCGGUGAUGGGACCUAUGUCAAAACGCCUACCACAACUGGGUUGACCAAGGAUCUGGGCCAUUUCAAUUCGAAGGAUGUGAAGGCGGUCAUCGAGAUUGCAAAAGAUGCGGUAACUGGGGAUCCUUGGAAUGAUCGGGAGUACAUCAUGGAGCGAGUGGUCCAGCUCGCAGCUGGUUUGCCUUCGACUUCUAAGAACGCUACGGAAUUAACCAACGUAUUCUUGAGUACCCUAUGGAAGGAUUUGCAGCACCCGCCAAUCUCGUAUCUUGGCCGUGACGCUUCUUAUCGGAAAGCGGAUGGAUCAGGAAACAACCCAUUCUGGCCGAACAUUGGCGCUGCGGGCACUCCCUAUGCGCGAUCAGUUCGACCGACAAUUGUGCAGCCAGUUGACCGACCAGAUCCAGAAACCCUUUUUGAUACUCUCUUGGCCCGGAAGGACUUCAAAGAGCACCCGAAUAAGAUUUCGAGUGUACUGUUUUAUUUUGCAUCUAUUAUCAUUCAUGACCUGUUUCAAACAGACCCCAAAACUGGCACGUCAUCAUUGACAUCGUCUUAUCUUGAUCUGGGCCCUCUCUAUGGUAAUAACCAGGAUGAGCAGGAUGCCGUGAGAACCUUCAAGGAUGGCAAGCUCAAGCCGGAUACAUUUUCCGCCAAGCGUAUCCUUGGGUUCCCUCCUGGUGUGGGUGUUUUGCUUAUCAUGUUCAAUCGAUUCCACAAUCAUGUGGCAGAUAACCUGGCAAUCAUAAACGAGGGUGGUCGCUUCAAAAAACCAGAUGAGUCUAACAAACAAGCCUACGCAACAUGGGACAAUGAUCUAUUCCAGACUGCGCGUUUGGUCACCUGUGGUCUCUAUAUCAACAUUGUUCUAAAGGACUACGUCCGAACAAUCCUUAACUUGAACCGGACUGAUAGUUCUUGGAGUUUGGAUCCCCGAGCGGAGAUCAAGAGUGGUCUACUCGGUGACGCUCCAGCUCAGGCUACUGGAAACCAGGUCUCGGCGGAGUUCAAUCUUGUCUACCGAUGGCACUCUUGCAUUUCUGCUCGUGAUGAGAAGUGGUCAGAGGAUAUGUACAAGGAGAUCUUUAAAGGCCAAGAUGCGAAAGCUCUGAGCCUUCCGCAGUUCAUUCAAGGCCUUUAUCGCUGGGAGGCAAUGCUCCCCGAAAAUCCCGAGGACCGUCCCUUUGCCAACCUUCACAGGAAGGCAGAUGGUCUCUACGAUGAUGAUGACUUGGUCAAGAUUUUCCAAGAGGGUGUCGAGGAUGUCGCUGGUGCUUUUGGAGCAUCGAAUGUGCCAACGAUCUUCAAAUCCAUUGAGGUCCUCGGCAUGAAGCAGUCACGGGCAUGGAACUUGGCCACAUUGAAUGAGUUCCGAGACUACUUCAACCUGGCUCCAUACAAGACAUUCGAGGAGAUCAACUCUGACCCGGAAAUUGUUGAUCAGCUCCGCCAUUUCUACGAUCAUCCUGAUUUGGUGGAACUCUACCCCGGUCUCAUCGUGGAAGAUGCGAAAGAACCUAUGGUUCCAGGUAGUGGCCUGUGCACCAAUUACACCACUUCCAGGGCAAUCCUUUCGGAUGCCGUUGCUCUGGUUCGUGGUGAUCGAUUCUAUACCGUUGACUACACUCCUAAGCAUCUGACAAAUUGGGCCUACAACGAGAUCAAUUAUGAUGCCAAUGUGGACAACGGCCAGGUCUUCUACAAACUGGCCUUGCGGGCAUUCCCUAAUCACUUCCUUGGAAACUCAGUUUACGCCCAUUUCCCAAUGGUAAUUCCCAGCGAGAACGAAAAGAUCUUCAAAAGCCUUGGAAAGGGUCAUAUGUACAGCUACAGUGCGCCUAGCUACACUCCAAUCCCCACAAUGAUCAAUUCCCACGCCGCUUGCAAGGCCGUUCUCGAGGACCAGGAAAACUUCAAAGUGACCUAUGGUAAGAAGCUGGAGUUCAUCUUGCAUCGCGAUGGCCACCCAUAUGGCCGUGAUUUCAUGUUGUCGGGCGAUAGCCCUGCAAACGCAGCAUCCCGCAAGAUGGUUGGCGGUGCUCUAUACCGGGACAAAUGGGAAUCUGAAGUGCGGAAGUUCUACGAGGAGAUCACCAUUCAGCUGCUGCAGCGGAACUCGUACAAAGUGGGUAGUGCAAACCAAGUGGACAUCAGUCGCGAUGUGUCCAAUCUCGCGCAUAUCCAUUUUUCUGCGAAUGUGUUUUCUUUGUCGCUCAAGACGGAGUCUAACCCCCGUGGCGUAUUCACCGAGACCGAGCUGUUUCAGAUUUUGACUGUGGUCUUCACAUGCAUAUUUUACGAUGUGGAUGUCGCCAAGUCUUUCCAGCUUGAGCAGGCGUCUCGCACGGUUGCACAGCAGCUUGGUGAGCUGAUCAUGGCUAAUGUUGAAGUUGUCGAUAAGGCUGGAUUCGUCGCUAGUCUUGUGAGUCGGAUUCAUCGUCAUGAUGUGCUCAGUGACUAUGGUAUCCAUAUGAUUCAGCAUCUACUCCAUAGCGGGCUGCCCGCGAAAGAUGUUGUGUGGACGCAUAUUAUUCCAUCGGCAAGCUCAAUGGUUGCCAACCAGGCACAGCUAUUCAUUCAGUGCUUAGACUUUUAUCUCGAGAAAGAGAAUGCUGUCCACCUCGCAGAGAUCCAACGGCUGUCCAAGGAGAACACUCCGGAGUCUGAUGAGCUUCUUCUACGAUACUUUAUGGAAAGCGCACGAAUCCGAUCGACCGUCGCCUUGCCUCGGGAAGUCGUGAAGCCCACCGUCAUCGAAGACAAUGGUGAGAACUUGACAUUGAAGACAGGCCAGCAGAUCUACUGCAAUCUGGUGGCCGCAAGUCACGAUGCUGAUGCAUUCCCUGAUCCCGAGACAGUCCGCUUGGAUCGCGACCUGAGCCAGUACAUCCACUUUGGUUUCGGCCCACAUCAAUGCCUUGGGCUUGGGGUGUGCCAGACUGCUCUUCCUACCAUGCUUCGGGUUGUCGGGCAGUUAAGUAACCUUCGACGUGCUCCUGGUCCACAGGGACAGUUGAAGAAAAUCCCAGGUAUCGGCGGCAUCACGAUGUAUAUGGAUGCGGAGCAGGGUGCAUACUCGCCCUUCCCAUCGACGAUGAAAGUGCAGUGGGAUGGAGAGCUACCCACUGCUCGGAAAGUGUGA